UGAAUGAAAGCACACGCGUUCAGUUCCUGCUCACCUUUCUGAAUAAACUAGUGAACCAUCCAAGGGAAUGAAUGGAUAAGGGCCCUCCUGCCGUCCAACCCGGCCCCAGCCAGGUGGAUUUGCCGACGCUGUCUGUGUUCUCUGCCCGGCAGGAUGCUCGAGGGCCCAGUGCCAGAGGAGUCGGAGCGGGGCUCCGAGGCGCCAUGCGCGGGGUCCUGCCACGCGCAACGCGUCCUGCAGACCCUCAAUGCAUACCGGCGGAGCAGCACCCUCACCGACGUGGUGCUGCGCACCGGUGGCCGCGACUUCCCAUGUCACCGCGCCGCGCUUAGCGCGGGCAGCGCCUACUUCCACAGCCUGUUUGCGAACGGGCGGCCGGAGGGGGAACUGUCCGUGGUGCCCGUGGUGCCAGAGGUGUUAGGCAUGGGUCCGGCAGGGGCAGGGGCAGCGGCAGCGCUGGCCGUGGUGCUCGACUACGUGUAUGGCGCGGGCGUGCGGCUGCGCACCGAGGAGGAGGCGGCCGCAGUGUUGGCGCUGGCCGAGCGGCUGGGUGUGGCGGGCCUGCGCGAAGCCUGCACGCGCUUUCUCGAGGGCCGACUGCGCGCCGCCAACAGCCUGGCGCUGCGCCGCGUAGCCGCUGCCUUCUCACUCUCCUCGCUGGCGGAGCGCUGUGGCCGCGUGCUGCGCCAGGCCUUCGCCGAGGUGGCGUGCCACGCCGACUUCCUGGAGCUGGCGCCCGACGAGGUGGCGGCGUUGCUGGCUGACCCGGCGCUGGGCGUGGUGCGCGAGGAGGCUGUGUUCGAGGCGGCCAUGCGCUGGGUGCGCCACGACACGCCUGCCCGCCGUGGACAGCUGCGGCGCCUGCUGGAGCACGUGCGCUUGCCCCUGCUGGCGCCUGCCUACUUCCUGGAGAAAGUGGAGGCUGACGAGCUGCUGCAGGCCUGUGGCGAGUGCCGCCCGCUGCUGCUCGAAGCCCGAGCCUGCUUCAUUCUGGGCCGCGAGGCCGGCGUGCUGAGGGCCCGGCCGCGGAGAUUCAUGGACCUAGCUGAAGUGAUCGUGGUCAUUGGCGGUUGCGACCGCAAAGGGCUCCUGAAGCUUCCCUUCGCUGACAUCUACCAUCCAGAAAGCCAGCGCUGGACCCCGCUGCCCAGCUUGCCGGGAUACACGCGCUCAGAGUUCGCAACCUGUACUCUCCGCAAUGAUGUCUAUGUCUCUGGAGGUCACAUCAACAGCCGUGAUGUGUGGAUGUUUAGCUCGCAUCUGCAUACCUGGAUCAAGGUGGCCUCACUGCACAAGGGCAGGUGGAGGCACAAGAUGGCGGUCAUGCAGGGGCAGCUGUUCGCAGUGGGCGGCUUCGACGGCCUGCGGCGCCUGCGCAGCGUGGAACGCUAUGACCCCUUUUCCAACACCUGGGCGGCAGUCGCACCACUCCCAGAGGGGGUGAGCUCCGCCGCCGUGGCGCCCUGCGUGGGCCGGCUCUACGUGAUCGGGGGCGCCAAGCAGGACGGCGUCAGCACCAAUAAGGUGCAGUGCUUUGACCCCAAGGAGGACCGGUGGAGCCUGCGGUCACCAGCACCCUUCUCACAGCGAUGCCUCGAGGCUGUCUCCCUGAAUGACAGCAUCUAUGUGGUCGGGGGCCUCAUGCGCAAAAUCUUCACCUACGACCCUGGCACAGAUGUCUGGGGGGAGGCAGCUGUCCUCCCCAGCCCUGUGGAGAGCUGCGGCGUGACUGUGUGUGACGGGAAAGUCCACAUCCUUGGUGGGCGGGAUGAUCACGGGGAAAGCACCGACAAGGUCUUCACCUUUGACCCCAGCAGUGGGCAGGUAGAGGCCCAGCCACCUCUGCAGCGCUGCAUCAGCUCCCAUGGCUGCGUCACCAUCAUCCAGAGCCUGGGCAGGUGACUCAUACCUGAGCCAGGAGGUGGGGAGGGGAGAAUUCAGGCUCACCACUGCUCCCCUCAUGGCACCUCCAUGUAAAGAGCCUCUUAACUUACUGCCCUUUUUCUCGUAGAAAUAAAAACCUUCAAAGGUUGGGUCUGUGUUCCAGCUUGAGCCUCCUUAGCUAAGAGAAGUGAUACCCAAUACCUGCUCCUUGUUUUGACUCUUUACAAAGCACCUUCAUAUAUGGUUACCUCAUUUACCUUCAUAAUAG
Camelus dromedarius (Arabian camel) is the source of this 2152-nucleotide messenger RNA. It is a transcript of the gene KLHL35, whose product is annotated as kelch like family member 35. Lineage: Eukaryota; Metazoa; Chordata; Mammalia; Artiodactyla; Camelidae. The transcript has 6 exons. Gene Ontology annotation, molecular function: protein binding. The record is from RefSeq and is a predicted model, not a curated record. The coding region runs from base 154 to 1902 and encodes 582 amino acids.